This is a messenger RNA of Ipomoea nil (Japanese morning glory), 954 nucleotides long. Its product is annotated as nuclear transcription factor Y subunit A-8-like. The coding region runs from base 203 to 664 and encodes 153 amino acids. Gene Ontology annotation, biological process: regulation of transcription by RNA polymerase II. Gene Ontology annotation, molecular function: RNA polymerase II cis-regulatory region sequence-specific DNA binding; DNA-binding transcription factor activity, RNA polymerase II-specific. NCBI's taxonomy places the organism in Eukaryota, Viridiplantae, Streptophyta, Magnoliopsida, Solanales, Convolvulaceae. The transcript has 6 exons. The record is from RefSeq and is a predicted model, not a curated record.
GCUCACGAAGAAGAUGCACCAAAGUUUCCUGCAACAACAAAUAUUUUCUUACUAAAGAGAGAAGAAAAAAGGGAGAGAAAGUUAGGAGAGGGGUAUGCAUUCAUCCCAACAAACACCACUUUUGUUUCUUUCUCCUAAUCUUCUUAGAUCCCAAAGCUAAGUCAUAUAUGUAUGUCCAAUUGUUAGUACGUUCAAAAGAGUUAUGAGGCCUACUUUCUUCGUUGACAAUUUGGAAGUUUCAACCCAUUCCUCCGGCCAAGCCACUACUAUUCACUCUUCUUACAAUUGCUCCGACGACGACCUUAACUUCAAUGGAUUAUUUACCGCUUAUGGACCUCAAGUAAAUCCUCAUGUAGUUGGUUUUUCAACUGCUCGGCUACCGCUGCCAUUUGAUCUUGCAGAUGAUGGACUCAUUUUUGUGAAUGCAAAGCAGUAUCAUGGAAUACUAAGAAGGAGACAGAUGCGGGCAAAGCUUGUGGCACAAAACAGACUACUCAAAACUAGAAAGCCAUAUAUGCACGGGUCUCGCCAUCUCCACGCGGUAAACAGGGUGAGGGGCAGCGGAGGGCGUUUUCUCAGCUCAAAGAAAGCACAGCACCACCACCACUCUCCAUCAUCAUCACCCAACUCAGUUGACGUUUCCAUGUCUGCCACUGCUCCAUAGGGCAUACCCAAUCACAGGUAUGGAGGGGUAGCCUUACAUGCAAUGGGAGUUGGCAAUCUCUUACCCAGCAAUUCAUCCCUGGCUUUUUUCUGCUUAUGGUGUACCACAUGUAUAGUUCCAUUACUUAGUAAUGCUGCCAUUUAUUUCUCACAAAAAACAUGUUAAGCAAUUUGUGCUGAAUGAUACUUCAGAAUUAGAAAUUUUAUACGGCCGGAGUGCUUAGUAUAAUUGUAUCUUCUUAAGAAAGCAUAGUGUACGCAAUACUUUACCGGGAGUACAGUGCAACGUAA